AUGGCGGACCCUCAACCUGCGCCCUCGACCUCCUCUCGUCCCCUUCCCCACCACCUCCAUCUACAAGAAACACGCGAGAAUGGAUCCGCCGAGAGAUCGUCUUCCUCCUCCGAAGUCCAUACCUGGGCUGACGACCGUAUCUUGUUGACACCACCCCUCCCAACUUCAGGAAUCAAUCCAUUGGACCAGGCGCUCUAUAAAGCCAGUAAUGGACGGAGUUUUGUGGCCAAUGCAAAUCAGCAAGCAGUCUCUCAAAAUGCACAACUCAACAUGUCGCCGCCCGAUUCGUUGCGCAUUCACCAUGAUGCAGCGCAUCUCUUGAGUGGCCUUCAUAUACGAACGGAUGUUGGGGGUCCCAAACGUAGCAGCUCAACCCAGUCGAUGGAUUCCGAGUCCAGAUUGCGAUCCAGUGCCUCUGCCGCAAGUAUACCGCGUCGAGUCCCUAGUAUCCGCGCCCACCUUCACUCUUCCGCCGGUUCUGUCUCCCCCGGUACAGUCAUUUCGUCGCCCCAGAUAGCCGCUAUGCUGGACAUUACUCCGUUGCCUUCGCCGACCAUGGCGGCCUUUGAGUCGUGGAAGGCUCUUUCGUUGGCAAGGACCCGGUCCCGUGGAUCCUCUAUCUCUUCCGCCAAAGCUGAAGCAUUGCCCCCUCCCGUCGUGCCAUCACCCACAAGUCCUCGCCGAAUCAAAGGCUAUCCAGGUUUGAGAUCUUCUCCUCCCUCACGUCCCGGGACAUCCGAUGGGGCUGCCGAACACAACCGCACUAGAAGUGUCAGUGACUAUGUACCCGACCCUGUGGCCGUGCCAAAAGUCCGAAACAUUGCUGUGUCAAGCACAGGAGCGCCGCUUGAAAUCACAGAGUCGCCGACGUCUAUGCACCGGGAGGAAUAUCUCGGUCCACAAAGGAGACUGAGCAAGUCCAUUACCCGUCCUCCUACACCGCCACAGCCGACAAUCAACAUAGAAAGGAGUCAUGAAGACGAGCCCGCUGCCAAACGGCCGAAACUCGAAGUCUUCAAUGCGCGGAGCAUUUCCAGUGGAGAACCCAGAUCCUACGAGGCAAUCCGGGUGCUCGGGCAGGGGACCUUCAGCAAGGUCUACCUGGCCGUGCGGCAAGUCGACAAUGAUCGAAAAGACAAUGUCGACUAUCGCCAAGACAGUAUCAAUAUGGCAGGUGUCCGAGCUCGAUCAAGACGACUUGUGGCAGUCAAAGUCGUAGAGCAUGGUCCAGCAGGCGGGGCAGACGCAGAGAGGAUCGAGGUUGGGCUCAAACGGGAGGUGGAUUUGUUAAAAGCCAUCCAACAUCCGUCGCUCGUUCAUCUGAAAGCAUUUGGCAACGAUGACAACGCCCGUGCUCUGCUGGUCAUGAAUUACUGCCCCGGAGGAGACUUGUUUGAGGUCGCCUCCAAACACCGCGAGGUCCUCACUCCACCGUUGGUCCGAAGGAUAUUCUCCGAGCUGGUUUCGGCGGUGCGAUAUCUCCAUCAAAAGUAUAUUGUCCAUCGGGACAUUAAGCUGGAGAAUGUGCUUCUUAACAUUCCGGUGCGUGUCCACCCGGAUGUAUCCAACUGGCAAACCCUCGACCGCGCGGUUGUAACACUCACUGACCUGGGGCUCUCACGCCGCAUUCCUGAACCACCGGAGAGUCCCCUUCUCACCACACGCUGCGGAAGCGAAGAUUACGCUGCGCCGGAAAUAUUGAUGGGGCAACCCUACGACGGACGACAAACCGACGCGUGGGCUCUUGGAGUUUUACUCUAUGCAUUGAUGGAGGGUCGAUUGCCCUUUGAUCCUCUCCCCGGGGCGCGCGGCGACCCAGCCGUCCUCCGUGCGAGGACACCACACAGGAUAGCACGGUGUGAAUGGGCGUGGUUCAAGUAUGGCGAUGAAGACGGAGAGUGGGAUCCGGUCAAAGGCGCCGAGUUUGAAGGGGCACAUGAAUGUGUGGAUGGCCUAUUGAAGAGGAACACGAGGCGGCGAGCGUUGGCCGAGAUCCGGGAAUUGCCAUGGGUCAAGGAUGGGAUCCAGGUUGACGGGGGUCUUCGAUGGGUCGAAGAGGAAUUGUAA
Messenger RNA from Fonsecaea multimorphosa CBS 102226, 2067 nucleotides. RefSeq lists its product as uncharacterized. Gene Ontology annotation, cellular component: cytoplasm. The record is from RefSeq and is a predicted model, not a curated record. The transcript has 2 exons. Gene Ontology annotation, molecular function: protein serine/threonine kinase activity; ATP binding. Gene Ontology annotation, biological process: intracellular signal transduction; protein phosphorylation. The coding region runs from base 1 to 2067 and encodes 688 amino acids. Lineage: Eukaryota; Fungi; Ascomycota; Eurotiomycetes; Chaetothyriales; Herpotrichiellaceae.